UCUCUUAAGUCUCAUCAACUCUUUGUUUCCGAUCCCUUACGCGUUCUUCUUGUUCGAUUGUUUGGCGACUCUUUCUCUCUGUCUAAAAUCAAUGGAUUACGAUUUCAGGAACAGGUUGAAUCCACCUUACAAUUCACAAUCCUCCUCCGUCUACAAUAACAGGCCAUCAUCAUCUCCGAUGCAGCAAUCGCCUCAUUCGAUGUACGGACCGUCCUCGCUUUACCCUAAGAUCGGUCAAUCCGGUGGUGGUGUCCAUCCUCCGCCCCCGAGAAAUAACACUUCCUCUUCUUCCUCCUCAGGAAUGGGGAUUAUGGUUACCUUAAAACCAGAAUUUCGGAUUACACCACCGCCUCAAAUGUCUCCACACAUUGGAGAAAUUCCUCGAAGCACAUUUCAGUUUGACUUUGAACUAGAGAGGAAGAUACUUGCUGAAGCAGAGAAGGAAAACCCAAACUGGAGCAAGCUUGGGCUGGAAAACUUUCCUCGUAAAACUGCAAAACCAAUAUCUCGUGCAAACUCUAGUGUAGACCCAGUGUCGGGCAAAUACAUAGCGACAGGUCUUAAUAGAGAUGCAGUGCCUAUUGCUGUUGCCAAAUACGGAGAUAAUCCAAUUAAGGUUAGGGAAUUUGUGAAUGGCUACACGGUGUUGCGAGAAAUGGGGUUUGAAGCCAAUAGUGUUGCUGAAGCAUUAUUUGCCCAUGAUAAUGAUAAGGAGGCUGCAGCUCAUUAUCUGAGCGGUUCAUCCUGAGAGGGCCACUACCUGUCGUAUAUCAUUUAUAUUCCCUUUGUGUGUUUGAUUGUAAAAUGGGCUACUUCUGAUUAUCUGGUUUUAUGUCUUUGUAAAUUGAAGUGUCACCAAUGACUUGUGAUGUGUGGAUUAUUGAUUGUUUACAAAGUUGAGAAGUAGAAGAUAUUGGAAAACUGAAUAGAUAAUGUCUUAAA
Messenger RNA from Helianthus annuus (common sunflower), 942 nucleotides. RefSeq lists its product as uncharacterized. The record is from RefSeq and is a predicted model, not a curated record. Gene Ontology annotation, molecular function: ubiquitin binding. Gene Ontology annotation, cellular component: ESCRT I complex. Lineage: Eukaryota; Viridiplantae; Streptophyta; Magnoliopsida; Asterales; Asteraceae. Bases 92 to 748 code for a protein of 218 amino acids. Gene Ontology annotation, biological process: ubiquitin-dependent protein catabolic process via the multivesicular body sorting pathway. The transcript has 5 exons.